AUGGGGAGAGCGGCCGCCGCAAGAAGAGGCGCUGGAGGGGCGCGCCGGUGGCUCUCUUGGCUGGAGCUCUGCUUCUGGGCGGCGGGGGCUGCGGCUGCCCGAGGAACCGACAAUGGCGAAAUCCUCCCUGAAUCCAUCCCAUCAGCUCCUGGGACACUGCCUCAUUUCAUAGAGGAGCCAGGUGAUGCUUAUAUCAUCAAGAGCAACCCCAUUGCACUGAGGUGCAAAGCAAGGCCAGCCAUGCAGAUAUUCUUCAAAUGCAAUGGCGAGUGGGUCCAUCAAAAUGAGCAUGUCUCUGAGGAGAGUCUGGAUGAGAGUUCAGGCCUGAAGGUCCGGGAGGUGUUUAUCAACGUCACCAGGCAGCAGGUAGAGGACUUCCAUGGGCCCGAGGACUAUUGGUGCCAGUGUGUGGCGUGGAGCCACCUGGGGACCUCCAAGAGCAGGAAGGCCUCCGUGCGCAUAGCCUAUUUACGGAAAAACUUCGAGCAAGACCCGCAGGGAAGGGAGGUUCCCAUCGAAGGCAUGAUCGUGCUGCACUGCCGCCCACCUGAGGGAGUUCCUGCUGCCGAGGUGGAAUGGCUGAAAAACGAGGAGCCCAUUGACUCUGAACAAGAUGAGAACAUUGACACCAGGGCAGACCACAACCUCAUCAUCCGGCAGGCGCGGCUCUCGGACUCCGGAAAUUAUACAUGCAUGGCGGCCAACAUCGUAGCCAAGAGGAGGAGCCUGUCAGCCACAGUGGUGGUUUAUGUGAAUGGAGGCUGGUCUUCCUGGACAGAGUGGUCAGCCUGCAAUGUUCGCUGUGGUAGAGGAUGGCAGAAACGUUCCCGGACCUGCACCAACCCAGCUCCUCUCAAUGGUGGAGCCUUUUGUGAGGGAAUGUCAGUGCAGAAAAUAACCUGCACUUCUCUUUGUCCUGUGGACGGGAGCUGGGAGGUGUGGGGUGAGUGGUCAGUCUGCAGCCCGGAGUGCGAGCAUCUGCGGAUCCGAGAGUGCACAGCCCCGGCCCCAAGAAACGGGGGCAAAUUCUGCGAAGGCCUAAGCCAAGAAUCCGAGAACUGCACAGAUGGUCUCUGCAUCCUAGAUAAAAAACCUCUUCAUGAAAUAAAACCCCAAAGCAUUGAGAAUGCCAGCGACAUCGCUUUGUACUCAGGCUUGGGCGCUGCGGUCGUGGCUGUCACAGUCCUGGUCGUCGGCAUCACGCUUUACAGACGGAGCCAGAGUGACUACGGCGUGGACGUUAUCGACUCUUCUGCAUUGACAGGUGGCUUCCAGACCUUCAACUUCAAAACAGUCCGUCAAGGUAACUCCCUGCUCUUGAAUUCCUCCAUGCAACCAGACCUAACAGUAAGCCGAACAUACAGUGGGCCCAUCUGUCUACAGGACCCCCUGGACAAGGAACUCAUGACAGAGUCCUCACUCUUUAACCCUUUGUCGGACAUCAAAGUCAAAGUGCAGAGCUCAUUCAUGGUUUCCCUGGGUGUGUCUGAGAGAGCUGAGUACCAUGGCAAGAAUCAUUCCGGGACUUUUCCCCAUGGAAACAACCGUGGCUUCACUACAGUGCAUCCCAGAAAUAAAACACCCUACAUCCCAAAUCUGUCAUCACUUCCUACAAGAACAGAACUGAGGACCACUGGAGUCUUUGGCCAUUUAGGAGGACGCCUAGUAAUGCCAAAUACAGGGGUGAGUUUACUGAUACCACAUGGUGCCAUCCCGGAGGAGAAUUCUUGGGAGAUUUACAUGUCCAUCAACCAAGGUGAACCCAGCCUCCAGUCAGAUGGCUCUGAGGUGCUCCUGAGUCCGGAAGUCACCUGUGGUCCCCCCGACAUGAUUGUCACCACUCCCUUUGCCCUGACCAUUCCACACUGUGCAGACGUCAGUUCUGAGCACUGGAAUAUCCAUUUAAAGAAGAGGACCCAGCAGGGCAAGUGGGAGGAAGUGAUGUCAGUGGAGGAUGAAUCCACAUCUUGUUACUGCCUUUUGGACCCCUUUGCGUGCCACGUGCUCCUAGACAGCUUCGGGACAUACGCCCUCACUGGAGAACCAAUCACAGACUGUGCCGUGAAGCAGCUCAAGGUUGCGGUUUUUGGCUGCAUGUCCUGUAACUCUCUGGACUACAACUUGAGGGUCUACUGUGUGGACAAUACCCCUUGUGCAUUUCAGGAAGUGGUUUCAGAUGAAAGGCAUCAAGGCGGACAACUCCUGGAAGAACCAAAGUUGCUGCAUUUCAAAGGGAAUACCUUUAGUCUUCAGAUCUCUGUCCUUGAUAUCCCCCCAUUCCUCUGGAGAAUUAAACCAUUCACUGCAUGCCAGGAAGUCCCAUUCUCCCGCGUGUGGUGCGGUAACCGGCAGCCCCUGCACUGUGCCUUCUCCCUGGAACGCUACACGCCCACCACCACCCAGCUGUCCUGCAAAAUCUGCAUCCGGCAGCUCAAAGGCCAUGAACAGAUCCUCCAAGUGCAGACGUCAAUCCUCGAGAAUGAAAGAGAGACCAUCACUUUCUUUGCACAAGAGGACAGCACUUUCCCUGCACAGACUGGCCCCAAAGCCUUCAAAAUUCCCUACUCCAUCAGACAGCGGAUUUGUGCUACAUUUGACACCCCCAAUGCCAAAGGCAAGGACUGGCAAAUGUUAGCACAGAAAAACAGCAUCAACAGGAAUUUAUCUUAUUUUGCUACACAAAGUAGCCCGUCUGCUGUCAUUUUGAACCUGUGGGAAGCUCGUCAUCAGCAUGAUGGUGACCUUGACUCCCUGGCCUGUGCCCUUGAAGAGAUUGGGAGGACACACACGAAACUCUCGAACAUUAAGGAAUCCCAGCUCGAUGAAGCCGACUUCAGCUACAGCAGGCAAAAUGGACUCUAG
Mesoplodon densirostris (Blainville's beaked whale) is the source of this 2862-nucleotide messenger RNA. It is a transcript of the gene UNC5D, whose product is annotated as unc-5 netrin receptor D. The coding region runs from base 1 to 2862 and encodes 953 amino acids. Gene Ontology annotation, cellular component: membrane. The transcript is spliced from 17 exons. Lineage: Eukaryota; Metazoa; Chordata; Mammalia; Artiodactyla; Ziphiidae. The record is from RefSeq and is a predicted model, not a curated record. Gene Ontology annotation, biological process: netrin-activated signaling pathway. Gene Ontology annotation, molecular function: netrin receptor activity; protein binding.